AUUGCUCGGCAGGAUGGAGGUCGAGAAGUAUAUUUAAACGGUGCCGCCCACUCUCGAGCGAAUCUCUUCAGGGACGACCGAGCGGCAUCUCACGUGUCAGCGAUGCCUCGAAUGUCUGCCUUGGCGGUCUUGCUUGUACUGGCCAUCUCCCUCCAGGACGCCAGUGCGCAAGGCAAGCCCAGUCUCUGCUACCUUCCCCCUAGCAGGGGUCUGUGCUACGCCUACUUCCCGUCGUACUACUACGACAGCUCCUCCGGAACCUGCCGAAAUUUCAUCUACGGUGGUUGCCAAGGAAACGAAAACCGAUUCUCCUCUAGAGAGGAAUGUCUUCAAACCUGCGGUUAAAGCUACUUGGUCGAAGCGUCGUUGUACAAGCUCACGUCAUCAUAUUAAACAUGUCCUAAGUUUAUUGUACCCGGGUGUAUUCUUAAGACGCCUCUUGUCGAGUGCAAGAAAUAAAUGAUUGUGUAAC
Molecule: messenger RNA, 472 nt
Organism: Rhipicephalus sanguineus (brown dog tick)
Lineage: Eukaryota; Metazoa; Arthropoda; Arachnida; Ixodida; Ixodidae
Product: isoinhibitor K
Exons: 2
Coding region: 103-345 (80 amino acids)
Molecular function (GO): serine-type endopeptidase inhibitor activity
Source: RefSeq, a predicted model, not a curated record